Messenger RNA from Colletotrichum phormii, 2609 nucleotides. Its product is annotated as exonuclease. Gene Ontology annotation, molecular function: exonuclease activity; nucleic acid binding. The transcript has a single exon. The coding region runs from base 127 to 2247 and encodes 706 amino acids. NCBI's taxonomy places the organism in Eukaryota, Fungi, Ascomycota, Sordariomycetes, Glomerellales, Glomerellaceae. The record is from RefSeq and is a predicted model, not a curated record. Gene Ontology annotation, cellular component: nucleus.
ACUCACCCCAACACAUCGACAAGCACACCCCCACUACCUUACCUACCGCGGCGCAAUUCGAUAUACUGCCAUUGGACCUUCUGAAACCCUCCAAUUACCAUCGGCAGCAAUUGGACGCGAGACAGUAUGGGAAAGCGCCGCAGAAACCGCGACGAAGGCGGGGAAGGUGCCGUUGUCGCCUCCGAUGAUGUCCCCGGAACGACCUCCCAGACCCACGAAGCGACAGCCGAAACCGAGACGGGGAAUGGCGAGACUAGUUCGCGGGAGAGUUCCUCAAAUACUCAAAGCAGUGGCAGCUUGAAGAGAAGUGCCCCUGACGAUGAUGACGAAGGAUGGACCAAAGUCGAGCGAUCCAACAAGAAGCGCAAGAAGGUCCCACGUGAGGGCUCCAACAACUAUCCCGCAAUUACCUUCUCUACAAGUGCGAAACUAUUUUCCAAGAUCAAUCUCGCCAUGCUUCGCGAUCUGGUCCUGUACAUAUUCGCCGAUGGAACGGGCCCGAACUGGGUGUCUGUUUCUCACCGACCGAACUUCAGAAAGAUGGUUGUGUUGAUGGUGCCUGGAUUGGAGGAAGCCAUGUUCAAGGAAGGAGUGAACUUCGACAACUACACAUCUGGCCCAGCUAGGAACCAGGACCGGACGGAAACGACGCCCGACGAUUACUACCCACGAGCUCUUUCUGCAGACCAGCUGCCGGUUGCGCUUCAGGGAUUCGCCAAAAUGUUCCCCCACUUGUGGCCCGUCAAGGCGCCUGGUGACGACAAGUACAUGAAGCUUCACUCGCCCAUGGGAACGUUCUUAACGGCACCGAUGCCUAAGAACAAGGACGACAGGAAGGGCCCCAAACCGGCAAGAGAGCCCUCGGGAUGGAAGAAUGAGCGAACUCGUAUUACCGAAUUUUUGGCAUCACUCGAAGAGCUCGAGACCGCUGGUCAUCUCAUCCACCCUGCGCUCAUUGAGAACGAGGAGAGGAAAGCGGCUUUCAAGGUUCCCGAAGGAUGGGCUAUUUCUAAAGUUGACAAGAUCGAAGACGGCGAGGUGCCCGAAGCGGAGAUAGAAAGUGGCAGCGUGACUGCUGGCCGGGAGUGUCUCGCCUUGGAUUGCGAGAUGUGCAUGACAGGAGAGAGCGAAUACUCUCUCACCCGUAUCAGCGUCAUCUCUUGGUCGGGAGAGCUCAUCAUGGACGAGCUGGUGAAGCCAGAAAAGCCCAUUACCGACUACGUCACCCGAUUUUCUGGCAUCACGGAGGAAAUGCUGAAGCCGGUUACGACCACAUUGAAGGACAUUCAACAGAAGUUGGUUGAACUCAUCACUCCGCGCACGAUCCUUAUUGGACACUCGCUCGAAUCUGACUUGAAGGCUCUGCGAUUCUCACAUCCCUUCAUUGUCGAUACCUCCUUGAUCUACCCUCAUCCUAGAGGUCCACCUCUGAAGGCGUCACUGAAGUGGCUUACUCAAAAGUACGUUAACCGCGAAAUCCAAAAGGGCGGUGCCAAUGGACACAAUCCCAUAGAAGACUCCCGCGCCUGUCUCGAUCUCGUCAGACAAAAGUGCGAGAAGGGAAAGCUGUGGGGUGCAUCUGAUUCCCAGGGCGAGAACCUGUUCCGACGACUAGCGAGAGCGGGUACUGCGUACAAAGCACAGGGCGGAGAGGCAGGCGGUUUGGUCACCGGAAAGACAAGCGCUGCUGUCGACUGGGGUGAACCAUCCAAGGGACCUGGUGCUGGAGCAACCUAUCAAAUAGGCUGCAAGUCCGACGCGGACGUUGUCAACGGCGUCAUCCGUGCUGUGAAGGGAGACCCUGAUGGACUGGAAAUUCCCGGCGGCGGUGUCGACUUCGUCUGGGGUCGCAUGCGAGAGCUUGAGGCGUUGCAAGGGUGGUGGAACAAGAACCGAGUCGAAAGCGCCAGCAGUGACGGAGGCCCGCCUCCCUUGGACAAGACUCAAUUCGAAGGAAAGCUCGGUGGAUCACCACUUGAGCAGUGCUUGGCCCGUUUGUCAGUCUCUCUUCAAGCUAUUCACGACAGCCUUCCGCCCUGCACGGCAUUCGUUGUCUACUCGGGCUCUGGUGAUCCUCGCGAGAUGAGUAGACUUCAGGCCAUACACACGCAGUGGAAGCGGGAGUAUAAUACGCCUGGAAAGAAGUGGGACCAACUGUCAGUCAAGUGGACGGACGAGGAGGAGCAGGCUCUCCGACGCGCUGUCAUCAAGGCCCGUCAGAGUAUCGGCUUCAUUGGCGUAAAAUAGUUGAGGAGAGUCCAUGAGCAGCAGCAGCGUUUUAUGCAAAGAGAGAAAGACCUACGGCAUUUGAAAGAUCCCAAGUAUAGGGAACAGUCCUCGGAUGAGGGACUCACGGAUUAGUGUUCAUACAUGAUACCCAUAACCUAGGUCAUGGCAUAGAAGACUACUAGCAGCUGAGAGAAAACGUCGCCUCUAUGUAUAGUGAGGAGUGCGAAGGUAGGAUGACAGUGAACCAUUCCAGGGCCCUGAGAAGAUGGAUACCAUCGGAAUUCAGCCGAGAUUGCUGAUCUUGUUGUUGAAGUCCUGCUAUCUACAUCGCGGUUGUCGGGUUAAAUUGCCUAAAGAGGAACACAAAGAUGUUGUAGCAC